This is a messenger RNA of Neohortaea acidophila, 984 nucleotides long. RefSeq lists its product as uncharacterized. The transcript has 2 exons. NCBI's taxonomy places the organism in Eukaryota, Fungi, Ascomycota, Dothideomycetes, Mycosphaerellales, Teratosphaeriaceae. The record is from RefSeq and is a predicted model, not a curated record. The coding region runs from base 1 to 984 and encodes 327 amino acids.
AUGCAAAGAUUUGCUCAUGUCAAAGAGAGAGAGACGGUGACACUGGCGCUUCCAGCAUAUCGAGCCCUCGAUUCUUCUGAAGCUCCGCCAUCGUAUCGCUGCACAAUCAAUCUCCAAGGACGACUACUACGUAAAAAGGAAUUCCACAAACCAGCAACUGCAGCAGCGCGAAGCAGAUGGGAAUACGUCGAAGGCAAACUAAGUCUCAGCCGAGCUCGCGCAUACACUCUACAACUCGCCGAUGCAGGCCUCGCGGUGGAUUCCAAAGACCGCGUGCGCGCCUUUUCUAAAGACGGCGGUAACGCUUUUCGUCUCCGAGUGGAGGGCGAACAGCUGCUAUACGUCGCUCCCACAGCCGAGACGGCUUCCAUCUGGGUCGAGCAAAUACUCGCUGCGGCGGCAAUCAGUGGACCACUUGAUGAGAGAGCCAUGAAUGAGUAUCCUUGUACCCCACCAAGGAGGCCGAAGGCAUCGAACACGCGUGAUCAGGGCAUUUCAGGACGGUGGCAUUGGACGAAGUCGUCAGGCCAGGUGCGACGGCAGCUUGAGUGGCUGACGGCAGUUUCGGAUGGGAUUCAAGGUGAACAAUUGAAUCAGAAGGUAGAGAUCGAAAAGGAACCUAUGGCAAGUCACCGGGCAGAGGCGCAGACGAAGGUCAUGGAAAGGUCGAUUGCCGACGCGAUCAUGUCAAAUCCUGACUCUGGCCUUCAGAGAUCGGACAGAAGACUUUCUGGGGCGCAGUGUCCAUGCUCGAUUGGUCAUACACCGGAUUCCUUCAAUAGUACACAGCCUCGCUAUCUACACGAAAACUCACCAGCUACUAGCGACCUGCAUCGCGAGCCAGUGCGAUCUGCACUUGACGAUCCACGUCGAUGGAUCCGCAUCUUGACCUUCUCAAGCGCGUGGAGACACGAGUGCUAUAUCAAAGACGGGCGGAAAGUUCAUAUUGCUCGUUCGGCGUCGCUCAACGUACCACUAUAUUGA